Olea europaea var. sylvestris is the source of this 3441-nucleotide messenger RNA. Its product is annotated as la-related protein 1A-like. Lineage: Eukaryota; Viridiplantae; Streptophyta; Magnoliopsida; Lamiales; Oleaceae. Gene Ontology annotation, molecular function: RNA cap binding. The transcript has 14 exons. The record is from RefSeq and is a predicted model, not a curated record. The coding region runs from base 260 to 3082 and encodes 940 amino acids. Gene Ontology annotation, biological process: mRNA stabilization.
UCGUUGAAAAUUGCACAACCCUAGUCUCUCUCAGUCCCACUGCUUGCAUCCCGCCUCCUCACUCGGCUGAACUCGUUCCCGUCGCUGUUACGCCGCCGUUUCGUAAAUUUGUUCAUAUCAAUUGCAUCCUCAUCCGCUGUUAAUUUCACCCCUCUUGAACAUCCGUUAUCGAAAUUCCAAUUUUUCGCUCAGUGGAGCUGAGUUUAAUUGAAUAAUUCUGCACGAAUAAGGAAGUGAAAAAUCCUCGUUUUCGUAUAAAAUGGGGAUUGGUGAAAAUGAGUGUAGUGGUGGUGAUCUGCAGAAUAUUCAGAAUGAGGUAAUAAGUGGUGGACCUCCCAAGUCACCCUGGAAGCCUUCCACAGGAAUGGCCAAUGGUGCUACUUCUCCGGCGAUGGAGCCUGAUUCGGAGUCUUGGCCUGCACUGUCCGAUGCGCAGCAGCGGUUUAAGAACAAUGUUAAUGCCGAUUCCAACUCUUCCAAGUUGUUGUUGCCGCAGCCCCAGCAAGAAGUCAACAGUGGCGGUGCUCCUCCACCUCUCAUGCCGGCUAAAGUUGAGCAGCAGAAGUUGCACGGACGUGGUAAUUUUAACUCACCUCGUAAGCCUUCCAAUAUGCAUCAUCACAGAACAGGUCCCAAGCACUGUCCCAAUGUUGUGCCUCCAUUUCCUGUACCAUCACCCUAUCAUCAACCAGCUAUUACACCAGUUUUUCCUACUAUGGUUCCAAUGCCACACAUUUCUGGUCCUGGAUAUGGAUAUCAUUUUCACCCUGGACCUUUUCCAAUACCUGAUACUCAAUUGGUAAAAUCCAAUAGCAACACUCAAGUACAAUGCUUUGCUCCACCAGUAAAUGGGGGCUUUAAGCCGUCAUCACGCUCUGAUUCCAAGGACCAUGAUGCCAAGUCUGGUGGAAGAAGACCCAGUGCACAGGAGCAAGGUGGCUGGUUGAAUCCUUCAUGGCCUAAUCAGCGACCAGUUGUUUAUAGUAACAACUUUCAUUCACAACAAUCCUUGGGACGUAGGCCUUUGUUAAAGCCUCCAUUUGUUGAUCAAGCAGGCUUCAUUGAUGGACCAUACUUCCCAGGUCCUCCCGGAGCUCUAUGUUAUGUUCCUGCUGCUCCUCAAGGUUCUGUUAGAGUACCUUACUCACCAUUUGUUGUUCAAUAUCCUUUCAACCCUGGAGUUCUCAUGCCACCCUCACCAGUGAUAAACUUGAAAGCUGACAUAAUAAAGCAAAUUGAAUAUUAUUUCAGUGAUGAGAAUCUUCAGAAUGAUCACUACUUAAUUUCCUUGAUGGAUGACCAAGGUUGGGUUCCGGUUUCAAUUAUUGCUGACUUCAAAAGGGUUAAAAGGAUGAACACAAAUAUACCAUUUAUUCUGGAUGCAUUGCAAGCUUCAAGUACUGUUGAAGUGCAGGGUGAGAGGCUGAGGCGACGUGAUGAGUGGUCAAAGUGGAUUCCAUCUUCUGUUACUGAUAAAUCUUCUUCUCUAGUUCCGAAUGCUCUGAAGAAUGAUGAGCUUAAUGAUAAUAAAAAGGACAGCUCUGAAGGAAUAAAUGCCUUUUCUUCUCCAAGUGGAAGCUCUGUGGAUCACCUACCAUCAGGUGAAGAUUCUCAAAAGGAGUCAUUUAAUGAUACAGAACAAAACAAAGAUAAGGUUGUAUUUGGUGGCAAAACCCAAGCACCUGCUUUUGGAGACUGUAAUUCAAGUGUGGGAAAGGACUUUGAGGCAAAUAAUAAACAUAAUGGCCUUGACCUUAAUAAAUGUUCGAGUUUCCCAGCCACUACACAAGGAGCUGAUUCUGUGAAGUCGAGCAUUAUUGAAGGCUCUGAAAAUAUAAAGACACCAUUGCCUUCUAAUUUUGCUGCGCAGAAUCUGGAUGACUCAUCUAAUGAUUUUUCAAGCACAUUCAUGCUUGAUGAAGAGCUAGAACUGGAGCAGAAAAUAUUAUUGAAGGAUCAUCCUUCUACUGUAGGCAGAGUCGAUGAUGAAGAUGAUGAGAUCGUUGUCAAUGAUCAAGCUGUGGAGAGGCUAGUAAUUGUUACCCAGAAUAGUUGGGUGGGUGAAGUACAAGGGGAAGAAGCACAAAGAAUAUCCAGUGAGCUUGCUUCUGCUAUAAAUGACGGCCUCUACUUUUAUGAGCAGGAGCUGAAGUCAAAACGAUCUCAUCGUAGAAGUAAUAAGCCCAAUAAUGAAAGCAGGAACGAUAUUUCCAAAUGUUUAGUUGCCAGUGUCGCGGUAUCAGAUUCAAGGAAUCAUGAACAUUCUUCUUAUGGCCAUGAGGAGCCUGGCAAUUUGAAUUCUAGAAGGAAGCAAAACAAAGUCAGUUCCAAGCAGCAAUAUAUUCAAAAGCAGCGACUAUUCUCUGGAAACGUUAAGGGACAAGGAAGCGUUAGAAACUCUAUUGGCGUGAUAACUGAUAGUCCACCUAGAGAUUUAGUUGGUUUUUUCUUUGGUUCUACUCCUCCAGAUGGUCACGGGCUGAGGCCUUCAAAGUUGAGUGCUUCACCUCACAGCAAUCUUUCUGGAAGCAGUCCGCCUGUUGGUUCGAUGCCAAAGCCAUUUCCGCCAUUUCAGCAUCCAAGUCAUAAACUUCUAGAGGAAAAUGGCUUCAAACAGCAGCUGUAUAAGAAGUAUCACAAGAGGUGCCUUAGUGAACGUAAAAAAUUGGGAGUUGGUUGCAGUGAGGAGAUGAAUACACUGUACCGAUUUUGGUCUUAUUUCUUAAGGAACAUGUUUAUUCCUUCCAUGUAUAACGAUUUUCGGAAGUUUGCUCUAGAAGAUGCUGCUGCUAAUUAUAAUUAUGGGAUAGAGUGUCUAUUCAGGUUUUAUAGUUAUGGUUUGGAGAAGGUAUUCAAAGAGGAUCUGUACGAGGACUUUGAACAGCUGACACUUGACUUCUACAAUAAAGGAAACAUUUAUGGCCUCGAAAAAUACUGGGCAUUUCACCAUUUCCGGGAGGCACGUGACCGUAAAGAACCAUUAAAGAAACAUCCAGAAUUGGAUAGACUGCUCAGAGAAGAAUAUCGUAGUUUGAACGACUUCAAAGUUAAAACGUCCGCUGCAAAAGAAGAUAGUCACUAGCCUUGACGCUUUAUGCUGCAAAGUUACAUCCAAAAACUGACGAUAUUGCAAUUUUGGGAAGAGAAAUCUAACAGGUUGAAGAACAAGCUUCCAUUCGUUUGGGAAAUGGAAUGACUUUGUAUAUAAUAUGUUGACAGGUACUAGAUCUUUCGUACAAGAGGUUCAAGGGCUCUCAAGCAGUUUUUGGUGUUCUCCAGCUGCUCGAUGCAUUUUCAUUUUAAUCGGAUUUAUUAGUUGUAUAUAAAAAAAAAAAAUGGAAAAAAACCCCAAAAAAUGAAAAAAUGAAAAAAUGAAAAAAAAUAAAAAAUAAAAAAUUGUAUAAACUUGAAAUUUAUAGAGAUUAUAAACAAUAAGUUCUU